AUGUAUAAGAACAGAGAGUCGACCCACGUGGUGGUUCUCCGGCUGAUGGUGCAGGACGGAGGCCUCAGGGUGUUGUUGCAGCAGGGGGGGCUGCGCAACGCCCCCUGCCUGCUGAAGACGUUUUUGGGGAUCCUGGUCGCCGUCCUGCUCCUGCAGAUCGCUGCGGGAGUCGUGGGAUACCUCUUCACCGACGUGGUGAUGGAGAGGACGGAGAAGCUGAUGAUGAAGGCCAUCGUCCGCUACAGGGAGGACCAGGACCUGGAGAACGCCAUCGACUUCGUCCAGAAGAAGUUUCAGUGCUGCGGGGUUGAGAACUACAAGGACUGGUCCAACAACGUCUACUUCGAAUGUUCAGACACCAACCCCAGUCUGGAGGCCUGUGGGGUUCCCUUCUCCUGCUGCGUUCGCCAGCAGAACCAGACGGUGCUGAACACCAUGUGUGGUUAUGGGAAGCAGAAGCAGAAGCCGGAGGCGCGUCACGGCGUUCAGGGCAUCUUUCCCUUCGGCUGCCUGGAGAAGAUCGUCUGGUGGGUUCAAAACCACCUGGUGCUGGUGGCCGGGCUGACCGGGGGCCUGCUGCUGCUCGAGGUCUGCAUGAUCAGCCUGGCGGGCGCCCAGGUCUGCUGGAUCAACCGAGUCCAGCACCUGAAGAGCCAGCCCAGGACCAGGAGGUCAGAGAGGAAGGACAGCUACUGGUUCCCCGCCUUCAAGGACUUCAGCGACGACGGCAGCCUGUCGGGAAAUACCUAACGUUGUGAUAUUUAUACACAUCUGGGG
This is a messenger RNA of Etheostoma cragini (Arkansas darter), 777 nucleotides long. RefSeq lists its product as uncharacterized. Gene Ontology annotation, cellular component: membrane. The record is from RefSeq and is a predicted model, not a curated record. Bases 1 to 750 code for a protein of 249 amino acids. The transcript is spliced from 7 exons. NCBI's taxonomy places the organism in Eukaryota, Metazoa, Chordata, Actinopteri, Perciformes, Percidae.